UUGUCCUGGUAACUUUUAUUUUAUGAAUGUUUUGUCAGACCUUUAUUUUGGUGGGCGUGGUCAGACCGGAAGCAGUACUUGUCCCUGUUGUUGAGCUUUAUUGUGAAGCUCCUCUCUGUCUCCGUGUCUCCCGGUCUCUCCCGGUGAGACGAGAAGUCGCCGUGGACUUUACCGCCUCAUUCAACCCCACGGAAACCGAACGGACCCGAACGGAGCCGAAAAGACCCGAACUCAGAAACGGAACCAGACCGGACCAGAGAUGGACAGCUGUCCCCUGUCCCUGCUGUAGGUCCAUGAUGGACAUGGUGGUCUUUGCAGGUGGACGAGACAAAGCCAGACUCCAUGUUGGUCAUCAUGUCCUCGCUGGAUGGAAGAACUCCGGCUGAGACACUUCUGUCAGCGAUCCAUCUGGAGAGGUACCUGGACACCUUCCGUCGAGCUGGUCUUUUAUUGGCCCGAGACUUCACUCACCUGGACCAUGAGGCCUUGGUCAGUCUGGGUAUAACCGCCACUGGACACAGGAAGAGGAUCCUACGAUUGGUCAACCACAUCCAGAGGACAGACGCUCAAAGAACCAAUCAGAAACCUGAUCAGCCACGGGACCGGUGUCAGUCGGUGACAGAGCGAGGCCGUGGCACCGUUCCGGGACCCGUUAACUUUGAGGCCUUCAGGAACAGUUCGGCUCCCAAUCUUUCGGCCAUGCUGACGAACUCAGACACCAGAGCCACAGUGAAGCCGGUCCCCAAACCAAGAACCGUUUUCAACCGGCGCAGGACCACACCGGUCCACUUCUGUCCCCCUGCAGACACUGCAGCGCCCCCCCCCAGGAGGCUGUCCCAGGACUCCAUCUGCUUCGGUUUGCUGGAGGCCCUGACACCAGGCGACCCCAUCCAGAGGCAGAGCCGGGAGGGGGGCACUAGGCCCAGUCGCAGCUUGUCCCUGUCGGACGCUGGAGGUUCGGUGCCUCCUGUUCCCCCGAGGCUUAACCGUGGGAUCAAGGUCUGCUCAGACCAGAAACAGGCUGGGUCCAGUCCCAGAGGAGGAGGGGUGGAGAUGGUCUCCAAUGAGAUCUACUGGGGCACUUUGCCCAGCUCUACUGCUCCUGGUGGAGGGAGGAGGUCCUUCAGCCAGCAGUCUGGUCCUCAGACUCCACCCAGACAAAACCAGGGGAGGAACAGUGGCAGCACUUUAAGUAACAACUCUUCAGGAUCAGCCAGAGCGUCUCCAGACAACCCUGAGGAGGAGAUCAGUCCGUACUGUGAGACAGUUUUCCAGACCAGGAGGCAAAUAUUCAGCAGUGAGAGUGAAAGAAGUCAAGUGGAUGGAAGAGAGACAAGGAGGGAGGAGCCUGCAGAGAAUUAUGGGAGCCACUGGUUCUCGUGGACCAGACAUUUGUCUCAGGGCUACAGCACCGUGGGACAUGCUCCACCCCCCUCAGAGGCUGACGAGGACCUGACCAUCUCCCCCUACGCCAGCUACACCUCCCUUGCUCAGAGAGCCCCACCCGUCAUCAGUGGCUGGCUGGACAAGCUGUCCCCACAGGGGAACUAUGUUUUCCAGAAGCGUUAUGUGAAGUUUGACGGUAGGAACCUGAUGUACUUCGGCAGUGACAAGGAUGUCUACCCUAAAGGAGUGAUCCCAUUGGCUGCCAUCCAGAUGGCCCGCCCCUCCAAGGACAACAAGUUCCAAGUUGUGACGCGUCAAAGGGUCUUUGUCUUCAAGACGGACUCUGAAGGGCUGAGGCAGCGCUGGGUGGCCACGCUGCAGGACCAUGUCCGGGACCAGAUGGUCUUCGGGAUUCGCCGGUUCGGUCCUGGAUCUCACUGCCAGAAACAUGGAGCCCUGGAACUGAAAGGAACCAAAUCCAGAGUCUACGCGGCGAUCAACACGGACCAGAUCUGGAUCUACAAGAGUGAACAGUGUUUCAGAAAUGGAAUCGGAAUCACGGUGAUUGAAGCUCGAGGAGCGACGAUCCGAGAUGGAAAACACAAGAGCUUCGAACUCAUCACUCCGUACAAAACCUUCAGCUUCACGGCCGAGUCGGAUCGGGAAAAGCGUGACUGGAUGGAAGCGCUGCAGGACGCUAUCGCAGAGACACUGUCGGAUUAUGAGGUGGCUGAGAAGAUCUGGUCCAACCGCUCUAACCGUAUGUGUGCCGACUGCAAGGCCCUGAACCCCGACUGGGCAUCCAUCAACCUGUGUGUGGUCAUCUGCAAGAACUGCGCAGGGCAGCACAGAGGUCUGGGGACGAUGGUGUCCAAGGUUCAGAGUCUGAAGUUGGACACCAGUGUGUGGAGCAACGAGAUCGUCCAGCUGUUCAUCAUGCUGGGCAACGACCGAGCCAAUGACUUCUGGGCUUCUCGUCUGCCUCCGUCUGAGGAGCUGGACUGCGACGCCUCCCCUGAGCAGAGGAGGGACUUCAUUCAGCAGAAGUACAGAGAGGGUCGCUACCGCCUCGCCCAUCCGGCCUUCGGCUGCCAGGACGAGUUGCUCAAGGUCUUGUGCUCGGCGGUCUCUGAGCAGACUCUUCUGAAAACUGUGACUCAGAUAUUCUCGGAGGCAGAGUCAGCUCGCCUCACUGAUGACCAGCAACAUCGCCACCUGCUGGAUGGCUGUGGUGAGUCAGAUCCCAGCGUGUACGAUGAGAUCAUGCAACCUGUCCUCCACUCGGGUUUCCUCUACAAGUCCGGCUCCGUUAACAGAGGAACGCUGUCCAGAAAAACCAGAGAAGACUUCCAGAAGUUCUGGUGCUCAGUGGACCAGUCUCUGCUCUUCUACGAGUCUGACCGAUCACCUGAUCCCUGCAUGCAGAUCAGUGUCAAAGACAUCGUGUGUCUGGGAGUCAGUCGACCCGACUCCUCCAACAACAACGGAUUCAUCGAUAGGUUUUCACAUGCCGUUCAACUUGAUGAGAUCUUUGAUGUGUCCAGACUCCCAGACUCUAAUGUGUGUCCUUGUCUGUCUCUCAGGUUUCGUUACACCUUUGAGUUGUAUUUGACUUCAGAGAAACUUUUUCAGUUUGGUCUGGAAACAGCUGACGCCCUGCACAGCUGGACUAAAGCUAUAGGAAAGGCUGCAACUCCGCUCAGUUGUCACUGUCUGCUGACUCGGGAGUUUGAGCGGGUCGGUCUCCUGCGGUACCGAGCCAUGUUGGACCCUCAGCAGUGGAAGGAGGCUUACUUUGUCCUGCAGAAGUCCAACCUCUUCAUCUGUCCCCAGACGGACGGCGCUGCCGAGGACAUCAUCAACCUGAAUCGCCUGCAGGAGUUGAGUGUCGCCUCUGAAAAUGAGAACCACGAGAAGAAAGAGAUCCUUGUCCUGGUAGAAAAGGGAAGGACACUCCACCUACAGGGAGUCGGUCGAACAGAUUUCUCUCUGUGGUACUCAGACAUCCAGCGAGCAGCCGGUGGUAAAGGAAACACCCUGAGAGAGCAGCAGCUGAGCAGAAAUGACAUCCCUAUCAUUGUGGACAGCUGCAUCGCCUUCAUUACACAGUAUGGUCUGGGUCAUGAGGGCAUCUACAGGAAGAAUGGAGCCAAAUCCAGGAUCAAGCUGCUGAUGGAGGAGUUUCGUAAAGACGCUCGAAAUGUCAAACUGCGGAUCGGGGACCAUUUUAUCGAGGAUGUGACCGAUGUCCUCAAGAGGUUCUUCAGAGAGAUCGACGACCCCAUAUUCAUGGCUGACCUCCACCCACUGUGGCAGGAAGCCGCCAAAAUCCCUCAGAGGCGUAUGAGGUUGGACCGCUACAAGGAAAUUAUUCGGAGUCUUCCUCGGGUGAAUCGAACGACUCUGGCGGCUCUGAUCAGUCACCUGUACAGGGUCCAGAAGUGUGCUGACCUGAACCAGAUGUGCACCAAGAACCUGUCGCUGCUGUUCGCACCCAGUCUGUUCCAGACCGACGGGAAAGGGGAGCAUGAGGUGAAGAUUGUGGAGGAUCUGAUAGACAACUACCUGUAUGUCUUUGAUAUUGAUGAGGAGCAUAAGACUCAGAUCGAGCUGGAGAUCAGUCUCAUCACCACCUGGAAGGACACUCAGCUGUCUCAGGCCGGUGAUCUGAUCAUCGAAGUCUAUCUGGAGAUGAAGAUACCAGACUGCUGCAUCACUCUCAAAGUGUCUCCCACCAUGUGUGCUGAGGAGCUGACCAAUCAGGUCCUGUAUAUGAGGAACGUCCCAGCUGGAGACAAAGACGUCUGGAUGACGUUUGAAGCCAUUGAAGACGGACAGCUGGAGCGUCCAUUACACCCCAAAGAGAAAGUCCUGGAGCAGGCUCUGCAGUGGUGUAAAAUGGCCGACCCAAGCUCUGCCUACCUGGUGGUGAAGAGGGUUCCUAAACGAGAAGGCAUCACCAUCCUCACCUCCUAUAUGAGCGAGAUCAUGAAGGUCGGUCUGUUGAGGUGUCGUGAGGAGCCUCCGAAGCUCCUCCAGGGGACCAGGUUCCAGGAGAGAACCUUCCAGAUCCGGGACCACAAACUGCUGCUGCUCAAAGACAAAAAGAGCAUCAAACCAGAGAAGGAGUGGUCUCUGAAGGGAAUGAGGAUCUACAUCGGCAUCCGUAGGAAACUGAAGGCUCCGACCAGGUGGGGCUUCACAGUGAUGUCAGACAAACACCAGCUGUUCCUGUGCUGCAGCUGUGAGGCUGAGCUGUGGGACUGGAUCACCAGCUUCCUCAAAGCUCAGAACGAUGAUCCCUGUCCUCCGGUGCUGAGGCGUCACUCCUCCUCCGACAUCUCCAAGCAGAAGUUUGGGACGAUGCCGCUCGUCCCGAUCCGAGGAGACGAGAGCAACAGCAGCAUGCUGUCAGCCAAUCAGACGCUGAGGAAACUUCACGACAGACGGACUCUCUCCAUGUACUUUCCGAUGAAGGUCCAGCAGGACUCGUUUGAGGAGCGUUCAGAGUCUCCUGACCUCCCCGAGCCCCUCUAUGAAGAGGUGGGAGACUUUGGCCUCCAGGUUCUAAAGUCUCUGGAGACCAGCUUCCUGUCCAGCCAAGCUGCAGAGACCCAGGAGGUUCCAGACCACCCACCACUCAGACUAGUUCCUGUAGAGGCUGCAAAUCUGGACCACAUGAUUGUCCAGGGGCCGGGCCAGGGGGUCUUUGAGGAGACUCUGGAGCAGAUCAACAGCUGUAUAGGAGCAGGAGGCAACGGAGAAACAGACUCCAGCUCUAUAGACUCAAAUAUCAUCCAGCAGACUUCGGUGGGGAAAAGACUGCAUCUGCAGGGAGUUUGUACACCGUCACAGGAGCUGCUCCUGCAGGAGCUGUCGUCGGCCUUCACCAAGAAGACAGAGGAUGAAGAAGAAGAGGAGGAGGAGGAGGAGAGGCCAUAUGACGUCUGAUAACUCAGUCUGUAAAGGAAGAGUCAGGAGGAAAAGUUUUCUUCAAUCUCAUCUUUGGCUCCAUUUAUUAGUUCUGAAUUUGAUACGUUAUCUCAGAACAUUAACGAUUUCUCGUCACGUUAUUCUGAGAAACUUCAUUGUCUAUGGGAGAAUAUCAUCACUAACUUGAAUGGCGUUAAUAAUCACAUGAAGACCUUUGGUCCUGACAGAGGAACAGAAUCAUGUGUUAAAGACGUGACAGCAAACUGCUGUUUUUUGCUCUGACUGCACAUUGAUUAAUUCAGAGCUGCUGUGGCUCAGCUGAUUAUGUCCCAGAGAAAUAGCUCAAACAGCAGGUGUCAGCAGAGUCGCUAGCAGAGAUCAAACUUCACUUCAAUAAAUUCCAAAGAAAGUUGUCCUGGUGGUCAGACUCAUCUCCAUGUUGUUGUUUCUCUUCUGUCCAUCUUUGAGAGGAACAUUGUACUCUUGUCUUCAGAAAGAAGACAUGUUUUCUGCUCUCAUGUCCAAGUCUGUUUGAGGUUUCAGGUGUGAAAACUGAUCUGGUGUCCACAUGUGGAGGUGGUCUGGGACCCAUGUAACCUUAUUCCUUUGGUUAGUGUGAACCCACAAUGAUUCCUGGGUCCCAUUAAAGACCAGCUACCUCAUUCAUUCAUCCACUGGUAGAAAUGAUCUCCUAAAUAGGUGACGCCUCUUCAUUAGUCAUGAGCCUGUUGGUUGGAGAUGCAAGUAAAGUUGGACAGAUUGGAUGUAAAUGUCUGAAUGAGGUCCAGUUUAGAUUCUGUCUGUAUAUUGAUGUGCUUUAGACUCCUCUCGAAUUAAAACAGAAGUCACAUGUUGCCUGUUGAUAGAAACAACUCAGCAAUAAAUAUCCUAUGAGAUCUUCAUUUUAAGAUAAGGCAGCCCUGUGAGUACAACACAUUUCAACAACGGAGGCAGGAUAACAUUAGCUCAUGUCACAGAGAAUGAAACUCGGACGUUAAUGAUCUACAAGGCAGAGUAAUUGGUCACUGUAUCUCUAUUACAAAAAGGUGAGCCCUUAGGGUUUGGUAUAAAGAAGUUGUGUAGCAUUCACUAUGGGAGUGGUGCUGAAUCAGUCUGAUGGUGUUAGUGUUUGGUGGAGUGGAUGGUACGGAUUGUCAAUAAUGGAAAGAGACUCGGAGCAGAAAUACAAACCAGUUAGUAGCAGGGAGUCAGGGAUUGAUUUUAGGUUGCACAGGAUGGGUUUGUGAAAAGUCUUCAGGCAAUCCCCAGUGGGAUGGGGACUCCAGUGGAGGCAGCAGAGUUUGUCAGGUUAGUCAUGGCUGCACAUUCAUGUACUGUAAAACCAUACCGGAUUUACAUUUGAUCUGAUCUCUGCUGCUUGGGACACUGACUGCAUUUCCCCUAAUUUCAUUUGUUGUCGUGUUGAGGCCUGAGUGAAGUGAAUACUGUCUAAAAUUCUCCAGAAAAAAAGACCCUUAAGCAACUCAACUUUAAUUUUUUUUUCGAGAAUUAAAGACUUUUGGGUUUGCAGAUUGGGAUAAUAAGCAUGCAUGCAGCAACAGUAACACUGUACUGCAGUUACCUGUAACCCAGGAAUAUUGAGAAGGUUGUGUUACAAGACCUGAGGUCAGGAGAACCUUAAACCAAGGCUUCAGUCCUACUCAUAAAUGUUAGCCCGAGUUGAUCCUCACUAGGGUAGCUGAUACAGAGGUGGCAAUAAAUUUAGCAUUUGUCUAUAAUACGUCUGAAAUUUUAACAGAUACAGUUUCCGUAAGUUCAGAGUAAAGAGUAAAUAGAACAUGUGAACAAAUUAACCAGACAAACAGGAGCACACUAUGUGAAGCAUAAUGAUAUUUCUGAAAUGGGUGUAGUGUAGAACCCAAAUGCAGCACAAAACAGCGUGGAAUGAUAAUAAAGUUUGAGGCAGGAAUAGGGUUGAGCAGAUGACUUCCAGAAUUAUUAUGCAGGAGGUCAACAGAGGGCAAAAAUUCACCCUUAGCGGAGUCCAGUGUGUGGAGAGUCAAGAUUACCGAUGGGGGGCAGGUGGGAGGUCCAAAGCCGGGUGUAACAAAGGCAAAGUGGAAAAACCACAACGGAGCAGGCAGGUGGCAGAUCCAAAAGGUCAUUGCAGCCUCUAUAAACAGAAAAUAAUCUGUCAUACGACUGUGUAUGUAUAAUUGAUAAACCUAUUCCCACUGAUCUGUGUCCACACUGCUUUUUAAUGAAUACAUGGAUUUAAAUGCAGAGAAAGAAAUGGAAAUAAAAUAAGAUAUAUUCUGUAUUAAGUUCUGGAGCAGUAUGGAGAAUGCAGUGUGUUUGGUGUGAGGAAGGUAUUGGUAAAAAGAGGCUCACAUUCAGAAAAUCUAUAGACACUAAAUAGUACAAGGAGGAUUUUAAACUAGUUAAAACAUUUAUCAAUAAAAGUCACUGCCUUGGUUCCUUCUGGUCAGACAGUUUUGACCAUUGUCUUUAAGUUUCACAUUCCCUCCUUAUUGAUUGUUAAUUAUUUGUAGUUGUAAAGUGUAAUUGCAUUAGCAAAUGGGCAAUUAGACAAUUUCAUUAUCUUCAUGUAUAUCUCUUGAAGGAGCCUGCAGCCACAGGCUUUGAAUCACUAUGAAGGCAACACUGUGAGUUCAUUUGAUUGUAGACGUAUUAAAGAAUAUUUAUUAGAGAUUAUUUUGAUAAAAGUGGAUUUAUUUAUAGUCUAUGUAUAAGCGAAUAGCCACUGAAACUGUUACCUAGAGUGUAAGACUGGAAUUUAUGUUUAAAUUUAGAGCUAUGUACACUGCAGUGUUUUUGCAUUCUUUUUAUUUGCAGCAUGUUAAUGAAGAAGUGCGACUGUAAAUGUUUGAUCUUAA
Molecule: messenger RNA, 8177 nt
Organism: Mugil cephalus (flathead mullet)
Lineage: Eukaryota; Metazoa; Chordata; Actinopteri; Mugiliformes; Mugilidae
Gene: arap3
Product: ArfGAP with RhoGAP domain, ankyrin repeat and PH domain 3
Exons: 34
Coding region: 343-5337 (1664 amino acids)
Biological process (GO): positive regulation of GTPase activity; signal transduction
Molecular function (GO): protein binding; GTPase activator activity; phosphatidylinositol-3,4,5-trisphosphate binding
Source: RefSeq, a predicted model, not a curated record